UGAACGCUCAUGUAGGUGCAUCUGUAUCCAGGCAAGCCUUUCAUUUAUUACAAGCCUUUGUGUUUUUUCUCUCCUUUCCCCAUCAGCUCUCUUCUCCGGGUGUAAAACACACAGAUGCGUGCCGCUGCGUCUCUCAGACUGCCACUCAAAGUAACCUGAAAGUCUUGUGUGGAUCCAUAAACUGCGAAGAGACGGCGUUGUGUAGCAUCCAUGGAAAUACUGACUAACUAACAGAGGGACUGAGACUUUUCCAGCAUUGCCAGUGAAAAAAAAAGUCUGUAGUGAAGACGAGGGUUCCCAGUCCUGUGUGGGAUGUUAACAGACUGGUGUCACGUUAAGGCUGAAGGAGCAUGGUGAAACACCAACCCUUACAGGUCUAUGAGAAGCAAGUCUUUGUCUCCUUUGUCACUGGGAUCUAUGGUUGCCGCUGGAAGCGAUACCAGCGUUCCCAGGAUGAAAGCUCCAGGUGGGAGUGUACGUGGUUCGUCAUCUUGUGCAGUUCCUUUCUUCUGCUUCUCUUUUGGGCCUACUUUUGGUUGAUGGCUCGAAAUGAUUUUAAUGACUUCAAUUGGCUGGUGUACAACCGUUCUGGAGAAUGGAGAGAUGAGACCAUCCCCAUCCUCGCUUCCACCACUGUGGGAUUCAGCUACAUCACAUUCUUAUUGAUCUUAGCACUUUUCCAUAUAUCUUUGGGCCAGCAGCUGAAUCUUUAUUGGGUUCACAAGAUUGGGGUGCUGGCUACACUGCUCACCACUAUCUCUGGUGUCAUUUUUGUUGAUGACUUAUGGGGAGACGAGUGGGACAUUCUGCUUGUGUCACUGCAGUACACAGCACCUUUCCUGCAUCUUGGCGCCCUGGUAACAGUGACAGCUAUCAGCUGGCUGGUAGCUGGAUAUGUUGUCCGCAGAGAGAGAUCCAAUAUCCAGGUGAUGGUGUUGUUUAUCUACAUUGUAGUCCUCCUUGGUCUCUGUUUGGCACCGCUCACAUUCACCUGCCCCUGCAUCAUGGACCGUCAUAGCCUCAAACCGCGACCAAGCAUCAUUGGCCGAAGGGGAGCUCCUAUGCUGGCUCCAGAGAACACCGCGGUGUCCUUUAACAGAGCCCUGCAGCAUGGUGCCAACUCCUUGGAGGCUGAUGUCACCAUAAGUGUCGAUGGGGUUCCGUUCCUCAUGCGAGACCACACUCUGAGGCGGACCACAGAUGUCACUAAGGUGUUUCCAGCCAGACAGUAUGAAGAUGCCUCCUUUUUCAACUGGACAGAGAUACGCUCUCUCAAUGCAGGCCAGUGGUUUUUGGAGAGUGACCCCUACUGGACAGUAGCAUCACUGACAGCGAAGGAGCGGAGCAGAAUAGGCAACCAGACGGUUUGCAGUCUGGUGGAAAUGCUUCGUCUGGCAGCCAGGGCCAACAGCUCCGCGCUGCUCAACAUUCACAAACCUCCACCAGAGCACCCACGCUACCGCAGCUGGUUCAUGGACACGCUGCGGGCUGUGCAGAAAGCAGGGAUUCCCCUGAAGAGGGUGAGGACUGUGACGUGGACCCCCGACACAGACAGGGGGAGGGUGCGAGGGCUUCACCAGACCACAAGUGAGAAGCUGUCAGUGGAAGCGAUAAGGCAGAGAGGAAUUACAAGUCUGACCCUCCACUACAGCAAGGCUAGCCACAAAGAGCUACAGGAGUACCUGGCCAAUAAUGUGAGUGUGACUGUCUACCCGGUGAAUGAGCCCUGGCUCUACUCCAUUCUGUGGUGUAGUGGGGUGCCUUCUGUGUCUUCUGAUGCCCCCCAUGUCCUCCGAAAGGUGCCUUAUCCCAUCUGGCUCAUGAGCCAGAGCGCUUACAACUUCAUCUGGAUGACUUCAGAUCUAGUGUCCCUCGCCAUAGUCAUAGGGGUUUUCUUUUUUCAGAAGUGGAGGAUGAGCGGGAUGCAAAACUAUAACCCAGAACACAUCAUGUUGAGCGCUGUAGCGCGAAGGUCCAGUCGUGACGUCAACAUCAUGAAGGAGAAGCUCAUAUUCUCAGAGCUUAACAAUGGGCUCAGCAGUACAGAGGAACUUUCUCUGUAUCCCGAGAAUGGUUACGUCAGAUACUCUCAUGGAGGCCUCAGUCGCUGACCAGAACAGCCACAGCUGCAAACAUGAGUUUGACGUCAGAGAUCUGACACGUCUUCUUUCUUCAGGGUACUGAUCUGCUGAGCACACAUCGCGUUUAAGUCCCGACAAUUAAAAGUUUUCCGUUUAUGGCCUGUUGCUUUCUUUUCUUAAUUUUCCAACAUAAUUGUCCACUGGGUAGUGAUUAAUCCAUGAUGACAAACUUGGGAGCGUUUUAAUAUCAUGUAUUUGGGGUUUUUUUCAGUUGUUCCAUGUACUAUUACCAGUUUCAGCCAAAUUCUUCUGAAAUGGUUAGCCAUUAACAUUUCUGUUCUAAGAAGACAUUUUGUUGGCUUAAAUUACUGUAUUUUUCGGACCAUAAGGCGCACCGGAUUAUAAUUCUAUUCUUCUUCUUGCUUCCUCCACUUCUGUACCAUUGAUUCAUUAAUGUUGAAUUCUCUGGCAGCUGCUCUGUUCUCAUGUU
Messenger RNA from Oreochromis aureus, 2571 nucleotides. It is a transcript of the gene gdpd5a, whose product is annotated as glycerophosphodiester phosphodiesterase domain containing 5a. The transcript is spliced from 16 exons. The record is from RefSeq and is a predicted model, not a curated record. The coding region runs from base 351 to 2111 and encodes 586 amino acids. Gene Ontology annotation, molecular function: glycerophosphodiester phosphodiesterase activity. Gene Ontology annotation, biological process: positive regulation of neuron differentiation; lipid metabolic process. Gene Ontology annotation, cellular component: plasma membrane. Lineage: Eukaryota; Metazoa; Chordata; Actinopteri; Cichliformes; Cichlidae.